Molecule: messenger RNA, 1150 nt
Organism: Candoia aspera
Lineage: Eukaryota; Metazoa; Chordata; Lepidosauria; Squamata; Candoiidae
Gene: CDCA8
Product: cell division cycle associated 8
Exons: 10
Coding region: 38-964 (308 amino acids)
Biological process (GO): mitotic sister chromatid segregation
Cellular component (GO): spindle midzone; chromosome passenger complex; chromosome, centromeric region
Source: RefSeq, a predicted model, not a curated record
CGUUUGAACGCCGCCGUCCCGCCCGCGCGCUUCCCCGAUGGCGCCCAGCAGGAAGAGGCCGCCGGCCCGGAGCGCGCCCAAGCCCUCGGCCCGGGGCAGGCGGGUGGACGCCUUCCUGAAGGACUUCGACCGGGAGGUCCGGGCGCGGCUGGAGCAGGUGCGGGCGACGCGCGAGAGCCUGCAGAAGGAGGUGGGCAACCUGUACAACCUGGAGGUGCUGCGGCUGCCGGUGGCCCUGCGCGAGAUGAACUGGAUCGGCUUCCUGGCCCUGGGAAGCAGCGACAAGGCCCUGGAGAAGGUCGCCUCGGCCGAGCUGGACAUCGCGGAAAUCACCCAGCUGGCCUCCAAGGCCAUCCAGACCCCCCUCCGGACCGCCAGGAAAGCCAAGAAGGUCAAGCAGGCCAUCGAGACCAUCGAGGAAGAGACGGGGACCCCGCUCCUUCCAGCGGGCAAGAGGUCCAGGCAGGAGAAGGAGCCUGCGGGAGCCCGGGAGGAUCCGGAGACGCAGUGCCAGAGGCUGGGGAAGGCGCAGGCCUCAACCAAAAGGGCCCCAAUUUCCAAGAGGAGCUGCCCCCCUUCAUCCAGGUCUACGCAUUUCCAUAAAAGCAGGUCCAGCAAAGUGAACCUCAUCACUCCAGUUAGCUGUGGGGCCCCUGCGAAAGCUGCCAGUCCUGCGCCCACGCCCACUGCCAAAUUUGACUCCAGCGUUUUCAAGACGCCUGGCCUGCGGGCCCCUGCCACCCAUGAGCGGGUCUUCAGCGUCUCCGUGAAUGGCAGCCCCCUGGCAGACAGCAGCGAAGUCUUCCUCACACUGCCUGUUGGCGGAGGAGAGAGCAUCCGGGUCAGGGCCAGCGAGCUCUCGAAGAAGGACCUGAUGGGUCUGAAUGCCCAGACGCUGGGGAGCGUGAAGAAGUUGUCGAGUCAACUUGCGUACCUCUGUAGCAGUGUGCGGAGCCAUAAGUAGAGGCACCCUUCGACUGGCUGGCCCUCAGUUCAGUCCUGGCCCGGCGCAAGGACGCCCUCAAAGGCUGCAGGUGGCAGGAGCCGGACCUUUCAGGGUCUCCAAUGAGUUUGGUUUCUUGCAGAACUUCUACGGUGCUUCUUCAAGAUCUGUGGGGAGGCCUGCGGAUUCUCGUUUUAAUUUUCCCUG